Messenger RNA from Raphanus sativus (radish), 1883 nucleotides. RefSeq names its product serine/threonine-protein kinase BSK2. The transcript is spliced from 8 exons. NCBI's taxonomy places the organism in Eukaryota, Viridiplantae, Streptophyta, Magnoliopsida, Brassicales, Brassicaceae. The record is from RefSeq and is a predicted model, not a curated record. Bases 174 to 1682 code for a protein of 502 amino acids. Gene Ontology annotation, molecular function: protein kinase activity; ATP binding; protein binding. Gene Ontology annotation, biological process: protein phosphorylation; brassinosteroid mediated signaling pathway.
AUCUGCUUUUAACAUAAGCACAAAGCCACAAAAAUAUAAAUUCCGAACUCACUCCCAUUGAAGGAGAAGAGACACAAUCUUCUUCACAAACUCGACGGCAUAAUCUUAAUCAACUCAUCACUCUUUCCCAUCCAAUUUCUGCUAUUUGCUUGGUAAAUUUUGGUUUUCUUUUGAUGGGUUGUUUCCAGUCCAAAACUGUUAAUCUCCCUUCUCCUGAUGACCCAUCAGUUCCAAACAAACCAGAAUCAGUAACUGAAUGCCACCAAGUGGAUCAAGAGAAUCAAGUUCCAUGUUUCAAAGAGUUUGAGUUGAGUGAAUUGGAGAAAGUAACAAAUGGGUUUAGUCCCAGUUGCAUUGUCUCUGAAGGUGGAGAGAAAGCUCCCAAUGUUGUUUACAGAGGUAAGCUCCAAGGAAACCGUCUCGUCGCCAUCAAACGAUUCUCUAAACAGUCCUGGCCUGAUGCUCAUCAGUUUGUGGCUGAGGCUACCGGUGUUGGAAAGCUUAGAUUCAACAGAUUGGUUAAUCUGAUUGGUUUUUGCGCUCAAGGAAACGAGAGACUAUUGGUAGCUGAGUAUAUGCCUAAUGACACUCUCUCAAAGCAUCUUUUUCACUGGGAGAAACAGCCACUUCCUUGGGAAAUGCGUCUCCGAGUAGCAGAUUUUAUAGCACAAGCACUUGAUCACUGCAAUGUCGAAAACCGAAAGAUCUACCAUGACUUGAACGCGUACAGGAUCCUAUUCGAUGAGGGAGGUGAUCCUCGUCUAUCUACUUUUGGUCUCAUGAAGAACAGUAGCAACGGGAAAAGCUAUAGCACCAACUUAGCUUAUACCCCACCUGAGUUCUUGCGAACAGGUAGAGUCAUUCCAGAGAGUGUUGUCUACAGUUAUGGAACUAUUCUUAUAGAUCUUCUGAGCGGCAAACACAUUCCACCGAACCAUGCUCUUGAUAUAAUAAAGGGGAAGAACGCGUUGCUACUCAUGGAUUCAUCACUUGAAGGGCAAUUUGAGAAGGAAGACGCGACCAAACUUGUUGAACUUGCUUCGAAAUGUCUUCAAAACGAGGCAAAAGAUCGACCUGAUACUAAGUUCCUUCGCUCUUCAGCAGCACCACUGCAAAAGCAGAAAGAGGUUGCAUCUCAUGUCUUGAUGGGUCUGCCUAAGAAUACUGUGAUACUACCAACUCUGCUUUCUCCUCUGGGAAAGGCUUGUUCUCUGAUGGACCUUGAGGCUGUUCACGAGAUUUUGCUUAAAACUGGUUACAGAGACGACGAGGAAAGAGCAGAUAAUGAGCUUUCAUUUCAAGAAUGGACACAGCCAGUGCAGGAGAUGCUUAGCGUAAAGAAGUUAGGAGACGCUGCUUUCACAGACAAGGACUUCGAGAAUUCAAUAGAAUGUUAUUCAAAGUUUUUUUGGUUUUACCAGUUGGUGGAGAUGAUGGCUGUUGUUCCAUCUGCGACUGUGUUUGCGAGACGGUCAUUCUCCUACUUGAUGACGGAACAAGUAGAGCUUGCACUGAGAGACGCAAUGCAGGCUCAAGUUUGCAUACCGGAGUGGCCUACUGCGUUUUACAUGCAGGCUUUAGCGCUUUCAAAGCUUGGAAUGGAGACUGAUGCUAGUGAUAUGCUUAACGAUGGUGCUGCUUUUGAUGCUAAGCGACAACAACAGAGCAGUUGGCGUUGUUGAAGUUUGAAGGAACAGUGCAGAGCAGAGAAAGAGAGAAGAGAGUCCCGAAUAUUAGUAUGGGUCCUUUUCAGAAACAGAGUUACUCCGUUGAGAGUGUUCAGAGAGAAACUUGUGAGGGAUUGAAUGUUAUGGUGGAUUAGGGUUUUUAUUUAUGUUAUAUAUAUAGUAUGAAUAAAUAAAGAUUUAAUGUUUGUGUGGAAA